Messenger RNA from Paramacrobiotus metropolitanus, 4879 nucleotides. RefSeq names its product CD109 antigen-like. Gene Ontology annotation, molecular function: endopeptidase inhibitor activity. NCBI's taxonomy places the organism in Eukaryota, Metazoa, Tardigrada, Eutardigrada, Parachela, Macrobiotidae. The record is from RefSeq and is a predicted model, not a curated record. The coding region runs from base 132 to 4469 and encodes 1445 amino acids. The transcript is spliced from 16 exons. Gene Ontology annotation, cellular component: extracellular region.
UACUCAUAUUUUAUUUUUAAAUCAGACGGUCGAACCGCACCUUUUUUCCUCACUUGCUAGGGCGUAUAUAAGGUUCCGGUACUUGUACCGUGUUUGCUGACAGUACAAAAUUUUUCAAACGGGUAAAAUACAUGAUGCAUCUACAUUUUCUCGCAAUAUUGCCAGUAUUCGCCGGGUUGGCGAAUGCAGAUCUAAGUUAUUUUAUUAUCGGGCCUAAAACUAUAUAUUCCAACAGCACAUUUCCUAUUUCCAUAUUGUGCCGGAAUGCCUCGUCUGAUGUUAAGGUGGAUGUCACUAUCCGACCAUGGGAUGUGCGCGCGUCAGAAGACGACGAACCACACCAAUCGACCGAGCCUGCUUUGAUCAAAUCCUUUGCAAUUAAACCAAACGAAUUCAGCAAACUGGAAAUUAGUGUCCCUGAUUUAUCCCAAUAUGCGACGAACAAAAAAGGAUUCGCAUUGUCCAUUAAUGGAACAGACUCCAAGGAGCACUUCAGUUUAAAUUAUGCUCGGCCAGUAUCAAUUGGAGCACAACCUGCCACAACCAAUAAAAUAUUUGCUUUUAUUCAAACUGAUCAGCCGUUGUACAAAGCCAAAGAUACAGUGCUCUUCCGCAUUGUUACUGUGGAUCGGCAGCUUUUGCCGUUUCGCUUUCCGCUUACCGUACGAAUACUGGAUCCCCAACACAACAUCGUCAAGCAAUACAGCAACGCCACCGAUCCAAAUGUGGCGGGUUAUUUUGCCGGAGAUUUUCUGCUGUCAGCCGAGCCAUUGUUGGGCUCGUGGACCAUUCAAGCGCGCACUUUGGAUUCCCAGGUUCUCGUCGGGACCACACAAUUUUCUGUUGAUGAAUACGUGCUGCCACGAUUCGACGUGAAAAUUCUGUCACUUCCAAGUUUUGUGACCUCUGGCGAUGCUACGCUCAACUUUUUUGUCGAAGCAAAUUACACAUUUGGUGAGCCUGUAAAAGGUAAACUGGAAGUCACGUGGACAAAAUCUUAUUCUACCAAUGCAGUGAACCAAAGCACGUCAAUUAUGGAUUUCAACGGGCGUUCACUCGUAACGCUGCCGCUCAGCGGUGCAGUCAGCCCGGAUGGAGAUUACAGUGCUAACGAUAAACUGGAGAUCAAAGUGAACUUCACGGAAGCGCUAACCGGACAGACGAAGGCUGCCGUGGGCUCUGUUUCCGUUAGGAGCAGCGUACCAAAAUACAAGAUCACAUUACUCGACAACGCUUACAAUACCAUAUUUACCCCCGGAAAGCCUUUCCACUUUCGCAUCCGCAUUAGCGAUCAGGACGGACGUCCGCCUCCUCCAAACACAAAGCAGAUGAAACUUCAGUACUUACUCUAUGAUAAACGCUUACCGGGUGCGGGAGAGAUGAUCGUGGUCAAUGACAGCGCAAGCCGGAACAUCAGCUUGGAAAGCGAUGAAGAUCAAUACUUGUCGCCACUGGAAACCGUUUUCUAUCUUAAUAUUCCAGCCAGUGGUAUUGUCGAUGUGGAUAUCCCAACGCCUACAAAUGCCCGUCGGAUACAGCUUCGGGUGGAAUACAUGGAUGAUCAAGAGCGAUGGGCGGUCCUGGGAAGGGAAUCUCCAAGCAUCAGCUUUCUUGAUAUCAAACCGUUGUCGGAAGAACUUCGACGCGGAGAAAUGGCCACAUUUGGAAUCAACAUGACAACCCGAACAAACGAGACAAUUCAUUUCAUGGUUCAGUCCAAUUCAAACGACAGUUUUCUGUGGAUUAAUUCUACUUCCGAACCCGGUGCGUACAUCGUGAUUUCCGUGCCCUUGCUGGAUUCCGUGGGUCUCGUCGGACGAUUAACGGUUUUCUAUAUUCGCAAUGAUGGGGAAAUAGUUGGGAACGUCUUCCGGUUUUUAAUCAAUUUGCCAGUGGCAAAAACCGAGGUCACUGUUUCUGCCGAAGCAAAAAGCGGACUGGCGUACGCUCAACCCGGGGAAGAAGCGCUGUUCAAAGCCAGAACCAGCCCAUCCUCAUUUGUUGCCUUUCUGGCUGUGGAUGAAAGUAUGCUGUUACUUAAAAGCGGGAACGACCUUUCUUUGGAGGAAAUGACUGAGGCUAUCAAAGUGAAACCGGAUCCGCUCCCAUCCGACAUGUAUUCCGUCAAAGAUUAUUUCGAGAGAAUUUACACCGGCCAGUUCGUACUGACAAAUGAAAAGCUGCUUCGGACAGAAUUCAGGACCAUACAUUAUGACGAUGAUGAAGAAGACGAAGAAGACCGAGUGUUUUUAGUUGGAGCACCUAAUUUUAUGGGCCUACGGAAAGCAACUGUCGUGGACGUAAUUGCAGAUGAAAGCGAAGAAGUGAUCACCGAUAACUUGCAAUCUCCAGCACAAAGUCGAAAGGAUUUUCGGUCGAGUUUUCUUUUUGAAACAGCUGUUUCAAGUUCCGAUGGCGUUGCGGAAAUACAAUCCAAAGUUCCGGAUUCGAUAACCACUUGGAGAAUAACCGCGUUCAGUUUGAGUAAUUCUAGCGGGUUGGGACUGACUUCGGUUCCGGCAAAACUUAAGGUUUUCCAACCCUUUUUUGCUGUGCUCAAUUUGCCCUUCAGCAUAGUGCGGUAUGAAAACCUAACUGCCGAAGUCCUUGUCUUCAACUACAUGUCACAGCAACAGGAUGUCAGAGUUCAGUUGGAAAUCCGCAAUCCUGAUAAGACAACUGUGCACUUAAAUAAGAACAUCGUUGCAAAACGAAAUGAAGGAGUGACCGUUGCUUUCACCAUAGUACCACAACAAAUUGGGGAUUUAAUUCUAGAAGUGACUGUCCAAUCUGCGUUUGCCGCUGAUCAGAUGGAAAAAAUGUUGCCGGUUAAACCGGAAGGCGUGAAGCAAUAUUACAGUCGACCCGUUUUUAUUGAUCUGCGCCAGUCACUAAAUUUUGAUCUUCCGGUAACACUGCCUCCCGACCCAAUUGGGAAAGUUGCAGGAUCAGACCGAGUGGAAAUUCGAUUCGUUGGUGAUAUUUUGGGUGCAGCCAUGAAUAAUUUGGACAAACUGAUUCGUUUGCCAUUUGGAUGUGGAGAACAGAACAUGGCUACAACGACACCGAAUCUCGUUGUUGCAAAAUAUUUGAAGCAGCUCAGUCAGCUUGCCGAACCCCAGAAAUCAAAACUGAUAUCCAACAUUCAACUGGGAUAUCAGCGAGAACUAACCUACCGUCACACUGAUGAUUCGUAUAGUGCUUGGGGAAAUGCCGAUCGAAUUGGGUCAACUUGGCUCACGGCCUAUGUUGCCCGAGUGUUUUCGGAAGCGAAGGAAUUUGUUACGAGCAUUGAUGACACCGUUGCUAAGUCUGCAUUGCGCUUCCUAAUGAAGCAACAAGAUCAGGAUGGGUCCUUCGUAGAACACGGAAAGGUCAUCGAUAAACAGCAUCAGGGUGGAGCUUCUGCGGGGGUUGCAUUGACAGCGUUCACCCUCUUAUCAUUUUUGGAACAUGAAAACUCUGGUGAUGCUUCGAUUAUUUCUGCAAAAGAAAAUGCUGUCGCAUUUUUGGAGUCCCGUGUCUCAACUCUGGCCAACGAUUCUUACACUUUGGCUAUCACAGCAUACGCACUGGGAAUGGCCAAGAGCACGAAAAGCGCCAUUGUUUUGGACCUGUUAGAACAGCGAAUGAUCAAAAAUACUUCUGUCGCAUACUGGACUACUGUCGCUUCGCUCUCCGAUCAGGGAGCAGAUGACACGCAUUCUUAUCCAACAAAUGCUAAAGACGUUGAAGCAACGGCAUAUGCAUUGUUAGCUUUCUUAGCUAACAAUAAGUUCUCGUCUUCCCUACCUAUUGUCUCCUGGUUGAUAUCCAAACAAAAUGCUGAAGGUGGUUUCGUUUCGACACAGGAUACUGUUGUCGGACUAACCGCAUUGGCUGAAUUUGCAAAAGCUUUCAUUAAUCCGCCAUCGAUGCGUAUCGACGCUGAAUACGAGCAAAAUACACAGAGCAUGUCGCUCACUCCUGAAACAUCAGUUGUUCUGCAAAGUAUCGAGCUACCGAACAAACCGCAGACCGUUAAUAUAAAAGGUCAGGGCAAAGGUGUUGCCAUUGCUUAUCUGAGCUGGACGUACCACAUUGCUAAACCGGCUGAGGAUGUCGCGUUCGACCUAAAUGUUAGCACGACGACCUCUGUAGCUGAUAUGCGAAUGCGAAUCUGCAGCAGAUAUAUUCGCGAGGGACAAAGCAGCAUGGCGGUCAUUGAAGUAAAUGCGCUUUCCGGCUACCAGUUCGACGAAGAUGAAGUUCGCAGACUAGUUCAAACUGGUCACUCUCUGCGAAAAACUGAGUUGGAAAACAAGGAAACCAAGUUGAAUUUGUAUUUUGAUCAGCUGAAGCAGUCAGCAACGUGUUUCAAGCUGACACUGUACAGAGUCUACAAAGUAAAAGACCUCAAAGAUCAAAGCAUUGUAGUAUACGACUACUACAAUCCUAAGGAGAGGCAAACAGUCUCAUUCAAUCUCUAAAGCCAUCUACUACAGACAGGAAUCAUGUAUUUCCAACAAAUUUAUCUGGAUGGCAAACUUCUGUAAACUACUUGGAUUCCUGUGAAGCACUGUUUGCGCUUUCUCGCACGUUAAACAUCUAUCCCCAGAUGCAACUGUUUUGUUCUGUGCUCUUGGUAUAUUCUGUGCACUAGUGCAGAAUUGCAAAUAUUUCUUUCAUACGAGUUUCGAUUUUAGGGUUCCACACACAGAAAUCAACGGUUCAAAAAGCGUACGCAAUUUUUCUGGGCAGAUGUACAGAAACAUAUCGGUUAAUAACUUGAUCGGGACAUAUGAGAGAAAUGUUACAUGCUUUCACCUUGUGCAGAUACUGUAGCUGUAUUACUAAUGCUUCACUGUCAACUGCAGUACAAGGAGUUAUAACAAUACGU